Molecule: messenger RNA, 1597 nt
Organism: Apus apus (common swift)
Lineage: Eukaryota; Metazoa; Chordata; Aves; Apodiformes; Apodidae
Exons: 2
Coding region: 263-1222 (319 amino acids)
Source: RefSeq, a predicted model, not a curated record
AAGGUGCAAAGGCAGGAAAAAGUCUCUAUCCCUUUCUUUAUAGCUUCGUCUUCAAAUCAGCCUUGCAGUGAUUACUACCAGUUUAAAAUAGUCUGGAUUUUUUGUUUACAAUUUCACUAUAAUGUAAAUUUAUUUAUGAUCAACAGAGAACUUGGAGCCUGUUACAGUUAUUUUGUUCCUUAUGAGCAUGGACCUCACCCUUGUGCCAAAGAAGACAAACAGAUACUGAUAUAUUCCAUAUUGUUGAGUCUUCCAGCAGCAAAUGAAAAGUAUGUAUCUGUUCCUCAUUUCCAUUUUAUAUUUGCUUUUGGAAGCUACUGGCACCAAGGAGAUUAUAUUUGGUCAUCAUAAUUUCACAGAAUAUCAAGUAGGCAACAUGAACCUGAUUCUCUCUGUUCCACACGGUGGAUCAAUGGAACCCAAAGACAUCCUUGAUCGAGAAGCUGGCUGUUGGGAUGCAAAGACAUCCUCUUGUAUUUUCUGUCAUGAGUGUCCUCCUGGAAGUAUUCAAAAUUAUAAGAAAUGCAAAGUGUCUACCAACCAAGACAGGUAUACUAUAGAGGUGGCUCAGGCUCUUGCUGAAGAAAUCAACAACAUUACUGAUGGGUUCUUCCCACAUAUCAUUAUAAACCACCUACAGAGGUUCAAGAUGGAUGCUAACAGGGAAAAGGCAGAAGCCUGCUUUGGAAUUCCCCAAGCAGAACAGGCCUGGGAGGAGUAUAUGGGAUUUUUGACCGCUGCAAAAUCUCAGAUGACAGGGGGGCUGAUUCUGGAUAUCCAUGGACAAGCACAUCCUGAACAAUGGAUAGAACUAGGCUACACACUUUCAAAAGCUUCCCUUAACUCAGGCAUCUUUUCUGCAUCAUGUUCCUCGAUUAGCCAUCUAGCCAGUCAGCUAGUCAAUGUGUCUUCUGAGACUUUGGUUACAGGGAACAGAAGUUUGGGUAAAUACAUUGAAGACCAAAACAACAAUUAUGUUUGUGUGCCUUCUCCAUCCAAUCCUAGUCCAAAUAACGGGAGCUAUUAUAGUGGUGGAUACAUAACAAAGACUUUUGGUUCCCGUAGUUCUGGCACUGUUGAUGCAAUUCAGCUUGAACUACCCCAGUGGGUGAGGGCAGCUAAAGAACGUUCCAGAUUUUGUAAAGCACUAGCAAGGGCUGUAAUGAAAUUCUGGAGAACUAACUACUGCAGCCAGUACAACCAUGAAUUUCUGCCAUGCUGAAAGAGGCUGUAUUGUCAAAAUGCCUUUCCAUAAUACAGUAAUGAUCUGGAACAACAGCACAACUGAUGCACCUGGAACAUGUAAGCCUGCAAUGUAAUUGCGGAUGCUGGUGGAAAGAAGGAAAGUAAAGGAAUACAGAGAAAUGGACAUAGAGAAAAUCCACAGCUAAUACCAACAAGAAUACAGAGCUUUGUACUAGAUUCAGCAUUGAAAAGACUGCUUGAAGAUGAGUGGGUAUAUUGGGAAGUAUCACUUGCCUGGUGUGCUUUUCUGUGCUCAGUUUCUUUCCAGUAGCAUCCUCUGUUCUCUAGCAGACAAUAAACAACUAUUCUAAUGAAUUCUGUGCAGUGCAGUGACUUAGUAGAUUAUCUGAAA